This is a messenger RNA of Gasterosteus aculeatus aculeatus (three-spined stickleback), 1125 nucleotides long. The record is from RefSeq and is a predicted model, not a curated record. NCBI's taxonomy places the organism in Eukaryota, Metazoa, Chordata, Actinopteri, Perciformes, Gasterosteidae.
CCGUUUCUCCCUCUCUCGAAAAAAGUCUUAUAAGACGUUGAACCGAGAGAUCCGAUAUCGCCUUCAUCUGGGGAGGUUUGAGCCCGCGGAGACAGAGAGGCCUUCUAUACCACAGAGGAAAAAGAGCCUUGUGCAGCUCCCUCUUCCUCCCCAGCUGCGACUAUGUACUCCGCAGGUUUGGAGAUCCUCGGGAUGAUCCUGGCCGUGGCGGGCUGGCUGGGGGUGAUGGUGGCCUGCGGCCUGCCCAUGUGGCGCGUGGCCGCCUACAUCGGUCAGAACAUCGUCAUCUCCCAGGUGAUCUGGGAAGGCUUGUGGAUGAACUGCUCGGUGCAGAGCACGGGUCAGAUGCACUGCAGGGUGCACGACUCCAUGCUGGGGCUGCCGGUGGACUUGCAAGCGGCCCGGGCCCUGGUCAUCGUCUCCAUGGUGCUGUGCGUCGUGGGCAUCGGGCUGUCGGUUGCCGGGGCCAAGUGCACCAACUGCAGCCGUGACGUGAGCAGUAAGCCGCGGCUGGUGGUGACCGCCGGAGUGACCUUUGUGGUGGCUGGACUGCUGCUGAUGGUGGCCGUGUCCUGGACGGCGCACGCCAUCGUCCUGGGCUUCUACGACCCGCUGCUGCAGGAGACGGGGAAGAGGGAGUUUGGGAACGCGCUGUACUUUGGCUGGGCUUCCUCCUGCCUGCUCUUAGUUGGGGGAGCCCUGCUCUGCUGCUCGUGCCCACCCAGAGCGGCUGCAGCACCGAGCGGUAGCGGCUCGGCGGCCCCCCGGGUGGACUACUCGGCUGUCAAGAUGCUGUCGGUGAACGGAUACCCCAGAAGAGACUACGUAUGAACAUGCGAGCUGACAGUGCGGGUAAAGACGCGAUGACCGCCGUCAACAAAUGUUUGCAGAAGCGGUGGAUGUUAAUGCAGCAUCGAGGGCUUGGACAUUAAGUAUGACGGAUGUUUCAUGGUGUGUUUAAGUAGUGGUGGGUAUCUCAUACUGCUUUUAAUACAUUAUUUCAUGUGCAGGUUUUUUACUUUUUCCAAUAAACAUUGAGGUUGUGUCUGAUCUGAAAUAAAUACAAUGUCUAUUCUAUGUCUGUUUAUGUCUACAGAUUAAAGAAAGUUGUAUUCAAGAUUUUAA